UAAUUUUCAAUAAAUAUUUUUUAAAGUUAGAUCCACAAAUAACUGAAAUAUUUUUUGGAUUUGUUGUUGGCGGUUAUUCUUUAGUUCAAAUGGUAUUAACUCCUUUAGUUGGAAUUUGGGCAGAAAAAAUUGAACAAAUUAAAUUGCCUUUGUUAAUUACUAAUUUUUUUAUGCUGUUUGGAAAUAUUAUUUAUUUUUUCGUUGAAGUAUUUCCAAAUAAUUGGAUUAAAACUAUAUUUAUUAUUGCACGUUUAGUGUCUGGAAUUGGUCUAGCUCAAAAUAGUCUUUUAAUUUCUUAUGCAGCUUCAGCAAGUUUAGAUAAAGACAGAUCAACAGCUACAGCCUUUAUUACUGGCGGUAUAGCUUUUGGUGUUACAAUGGGACCAACAUUCCAAUAUUUAUUUACUUUUCUCGAUCCUGGCUUAUUUUUAUUUAACAAUUUAUAUUUAAAUUUAUUUACUGCCCCUGCUUUAUUUGCAAUAAUUAUGAAUUUAAUUUUACAUUUUAUUUUACAAUUUUAUUUUCAUGAAAGUUAUGUUGGGGUUUUAAUACAUAAAAGAAAUAAUAAAAAAGAUUUAAAUGGCAUUCCAAAUCAAAUAAACAAAGAACUACCUCCAUAUGAUCGUCUAGCUUUUGCUGUUUGUUGUGCAAUGAGAUUUACUCAAUAUUUGGUUUUUACAAAUUUAGAAACAAUUGGAAUUUCAUUUUCAAUGGCAAUGUUUGUAUGGUCAACUAAACAAGUAGUUAAUUAUGAAUCAAUUGCCCACACGGCGCGUGGAGCUUUAACUUUAUUUAUUUAUAUUUUUUAUAUUAUUUUUAAUUUAGGAAAAAGAUUAAAUGAAAGAAUUGUUUGUUUAUUUUCUUUAUUUCUUUUAAUAUUUUUUCAUUUAAUUACUUAUUCUUGGCCUUUUUACAAAGAUAAUGUUGUUACCUUUAAUUCAACAAAUUUAACAGAAGAAGGAUUAGGUUGUGAUAUAAUUAAUGAAUAUUGGUGUAAAGAUUUAAAACAAAUAAAUGUUUGGGUUUACUAUAUUUCUAUUUGUUUAUGUAUGGGAAUUGCUUUUCCAAAUAUAAAUGUAACAAUGAAUACUUUAUUUUCGAGAAUGAUUGGACCGAGAAUGCAGUCAAGAGAGCAGGGAAUUCUUGAAUUGUUUGGAGGCUUGGGGAGAAUGUUGGGGCCGACAUUAAUUGGGUUACUUUACCACAAUUACGGCCCUAGACCUGUUUGGAUUUUAGAAGGAACUGAAAUUUUAUUGAUGGCAUUAUUUUGGAUAUUUUUUUGGAAAAGACUUGUUCCAUUGAAAAUUCCAGAAGAAUUUAAUGAAAAUAAAAAUAAUUGUUGA
Messenger RNA from Meloidogyne enterolobii, 1343 nucleotides. The record is from the annotation of a GenBank genome assembly. Lineage: Eukaryota; Metazoa; Nematoda; Chromadorea; Rhabditida; Meloidogynidae.